GUGUGUGUGUCAGCUUGUGGGUGUUCUGAGGCAGAUCAAAGAGGGUGCGUGCGUCACAGGGUGUUGAAGUGUCGCCUCUCUUCUGCCCAGUGAAUGCACGAUGGCCGAUGAUGGAGUGGACCCUCUCCAAAGGCGCACAGCAGCCAAGGAUCUGCACAGCGGACCCGCUGAAGGUAAAGCCCCCAACCCACCCGUCUAAAACGAACUGCAUUCAUAAUGGAAUUGUUUUUCAAUUUUUAGAAAUGAGUUGUAAGAAAUGUUCUUCUAUGAAAUAUAAUUCAACAUAGAAGAAUUAAGGUGUUCCCUGAACCAUAUUAUGAUAGGAAAGUAAGCAAUUGCAAAAUGAUACUGCUUAUCAUACAUGUCGUUUACAUGUAUUGUUACACAUAUGCACGCAUGACAUCUGGCCAGUGGGACUCACGCCACACGCACACGCACGCACCCACCAAUACACUUACACAACUUUUGUGGUACGUUAAAUAUGUCCCAGACGCACUAAAAGAAAUUGGAGUGAAAAAAUGUGUUCAAAACAGAAGUUCUGGAGGCUUUAUUCAUUCCUAAGAAUUUAUAAUCUAAUUUACCGUAAUUGUUUCAUGAGGGACAAAAAUUGGGCCCCUCAUGCAAAAAUAACCGUGUUCCAAUCCUUGAAUCGUGGGGCUGUUGUAUAAUGGGAUUAUGAAAAUACUGCGAUAAAUUCAAUUCCAUGUAAUGUGUUUGUCUGUGUUUGUUUGUAUACAUGUGUGUGCGUGCAUUUGUGUGUGUGUGUUUGUCUGUGUCGUGCAAGUCUUUGUGUGUCGUGUGCGCGUGUGUUCGUUUGUCUGUGCAUGUGUGUGUGUGCGUGCGUUUGUCUGUGUGUGCGUGCGUGUGUGUGUGUGCGUAUGUAUGUACAUGUGUGUGCUUGCGGGUACAGACGCGGGGAUCUCUCCGGACGAGCCUGGAUGGAGGCAGAGUCGGAUGGAGGAGCCGGAGCGCCUGGUUCUGUGGAGGAAGCCUCUCCUGACACUGCACUACUUCUCUCUGGAGCUGCUGCACUCUCUGAGUGACUUCACUCUGAGCCUCUGGAAGCGAAGACGCUAUGUGUGUGGCGUUCUACUGCUGCUCCUCCUGCUCUUCAUCGCCUACCAUGUGGAGGGCUCCCACCAACAGUCCGUGCGUCGCGUCGAGAAGACGGUCCUAUGCUGCGCGUACUGGCUCGGGCUGGGGAUCCUGUCCUCCGUCGGCCUGGGCACCGGCCUACACACCUUCCUGCUCUACCUGGGACCACACAUAGCCUCGGUGACCUUAGCAGCGUAUGAGUGCGGUUCGGUGGAUUUCCCUGAGCCCCCCUACCCAGAGAGCAUCCUGUGUCCCCUGGAGGGGGGGGGGUCCGCCACCGGGGGCCCUGCCCACGGCGAGGGCCCCGCGCUGGGCCCGGGCGUCUCUCUCUGGACCAUCAUGUCCAAGGUCCGCCUGGAGGCCUGCAUGUGGGGGGCUGGUACGGCCAUAGGAGAGCUGCCUCCCUACUUCAUGGCGCGCGCAGCCCGGCUGUCCGGCGCAAACCCCAACGACCAAGACUAUCAGGAGUUUGAGGAGAUGAUGGAGCAGGGCGCUAACGCACAGGACUUUGCCAGCAGAGCCAAGAUGGCCGUUCACAAGCUGAUCCAGCAGGUUGGAUUCCUGGGGAUUCUUGCUUGUGCUUCUAUACCAAAUCCUUUGUUUGACCUGGCUGGAAUAACCUGUGGCCAUUUUCUUGUCCCUUUCUGGACUUUUUUUGGAGCCACUAUCAUUGGAAAAGCUGUGAUCAAAAUGCACAUCCAGAAACUGUUUGUGAUCGUCACCUUCAGCAGGCACAUAGUGGAACAGAUGGUCACUCUCAUCGGUGUGGUGCCAGUGCUGGGCGCGGCACUGCAGAGGCCCUUCAGGGACUACUUGGAGGCCCAGAGGACCCGGCUGCGCAGCCAGCACGCGGGAGAUGGGAUCCCAACGGAGGAGAGCUGGCUGUCGUGGCUCUUCGAGAAGGUGGUGUUGGUCAUGGUGGGCUUCUUUGUGAUCUCCAUCGUCAACUCCAUGGCCCAGAGCUACGCCAAGCGCACGCACCCCGCCAAGCCGUCCGAGGCCAAGAGCGAGUGACGGGGGGAGUCCGGGAUGUAGCGGGGGGCCCCAGACCCCGCCCCUCCUCUCCACCUUCCCCUUCACACGUCACGGAGGGCCUCUCGAUCCUCCUCUUCCUCCUCCUCCUCCUCCUCCUCUGCUCUUCCUCUCCGGGGCCUCUGCCACAGAGGGGACCCAUCGUUACCCAGAAGCCCCGGUGGUGGUGUCAACGCUCCAUGCGGUGGCCUUUGUCUCAGUGGUAGCUCGUAGGCUUGUGUGUAACCUGGACUUCCUUUGCUUCUGCUGUCAUGGCUGGCUCUUUUCCUUUAUUUUAUUUGCUUUCCGCUGAGGUAGGUUGGUUACUUGUUUUGUUGCCUGUUCUCAAGUGUGUGUGUGUGUGUGUGUGUGUGUGUGUGUGUGUGUGUGUGUGUGUGUGUGUGUGUGUGUGGUGUGUGUGUGUGUGUGUGUGUGUGUGUGUGUGUGUGUGUGUGGGAGUAGGUGUAGGGUGAUCUCACAUGGUGCUUGGGGCCAAUACUGGAGAAGGAAUGGGGCCUAAUGCUCCUCAGAGAGGCCUUGAGCUUAACACAUUAGCAGAGCACCUUUCACUAGCACCCUGCGCCUGAUCCCCUUACACGCUACUUCAUUUAGACCUGUUGUCGGCCUAAGCUACACCGCUCAGGGCCUCUCUCUUUACUCUGUUGUGAACUCGUGAAUGUGUUGUUACCGUGACGAUAUGGUUGAUCAUAAGCUUUCUAUUUCUGUUUAUCUUAUCGAUUAACGUUUUUUUGCUCUAUUCCCAGUGUACUUAUACAAUGUUUAAUUUUAAACGACACCGGCCAUUGCUCGGUGUGAUUGUGCAAUACACCCAUUAGAGCCGUCAUCAUGUGCACGCUAGUGCACGGCACAGUGCACUAGCGCUACUGCUGCCGGUAACCCAAGUAUUGGGGUUGGUAAGAGUGUCGUGGUAGGAGUGUAACGUCAGCAUGCCUGGCCGUGCGUAGUGAUUAGGAUAUUAAGUGGUGUGGUGAGAAGUAGAGUAGCAGAUUUGAUAAAGGGGGGGAAAUGUGUGACUGACGCACCUCCACCCCUGCUGGUUCCUUUGUCUGCCCCUUAUUGUCCUACUUCCAGGAAGAGAGUACAUGAGUCAGCCUUAGGGUACUCCACCACCAGAUGCAAGCACUGAAUCACGUCUUUGACAAUGUGUGUGUGUGUGCGUGGUUGUGUGUGUGUGUGCGUGUGUGUGUGUGUGUGUGUGUUCCCGAUUGCGUGAGGCAGGGCUGAGAGACAGUCUGGGGGGGAGAGAGAGAGAGAGAGGGAGAAGGAAGAGGGAGGUGGGUGAGUGAUAGAGAUAGUGGGCUGUUAGUGUGGCUGCCACAUUUGUUGCUUUCCCUCCCUCUCCGUUUCAUCUCUCCGCACGGAGAGAUGGUUGUGGCUGGGGCUAAUAGUGUAAGAUGCUAGUGUGCUAGUCUUUUGUUUGGCAGAUAAGAGGUUUCUCCUUAAAGUAGAUACAGUACCGGGGCUUGGCUGUCGGCAGUUUCUUUUUUUUCUUUUUUUUAUUGGAUGGGAUUUUUUUUUUUUUCCUUUGUCUUUCUCCCUCCUUUGGGCCUCAACCCGACCGAGUUUGAAGGACCGUACGAAGCCCCUGUUCAUCGGCUGAUGCCACCACGAGACCCCCGGACGCAGUCCCUUGCUUUUUAAUCACAUCUUUGUCUUUCCUCUUUUCCGGGGGGUGGUGGUGGUGGUUGGAUGGGUGGGUGGGGGUGGCCUCAAUUUUUGUUUCUUUUUUAUUAAUAGCAGCUGGCUUUCGGUGGUCGGUCACUCGGUUCAGCUUUGUCCUCUUUUUUUUUAUUAGGGAUCUUUUUCCGUUUUUUAUUUACCGGCUGGAUAAAAAAAAGAGUGAUGUUCUCCCUUCCCUCCCUCCCUCUCUCUCUCACUCUUUCUCUCCUCCCCGCCGCUGUGCACAGCGCAGCAGGCACGAGUGGUGCGGGCGGGGUGGGUGGGGGCGUGAGUAGAGGGGGGAGAAAGAAAGAAAAAACGAGAGAGAACGAGAGAGCGAGAGCGCAAGCGAGUGAGGGAGCGAUGAAAAAAAAAAAAAGAGCAGCAGCAGCAGCCCAGCGCGCCUGUGCUGUUACCUCGGCUGAACCUGCGAAUGAACCCGUUGCACUGCCUCGGCGCAGGAGCCAGGAGACGAAUCGGUCGGCUAGAUUCAAAACAGAGGGGCAGUGUUGAGCGGAUAGCGAGCCUCGCUUGCGCUGCGCUCCCGCUCGCCACUGGUCACGCCAUUCAGAAUCCACCGCUCCCUUUCCAUUCUGUCUGCGUGGUAAGUAAGGAUUACUUUUUUUUUUGAUGUAAAGAUUUUUAUUCCGUUUUGGGAUUUUUUUUUUUUUUCCGAGAAGAGGAAGUGGGGAGUGGGGGUUGAUGGGGAGGGGGGGGGGCAUGGGCGUGUGUCUGUGUGCGUCUGUCUGAGUGUGUGUGUGUGUGUGUCUCCGUGCGGUGCAUUACGUGUAUCCAUUCGCCCCGGGGGCGCUGUGUCUCUCACUCUCUCGGCCUGUCAGAUAGCUUAUCAGACUGGUGUUGGCUGUUAGAUUGCAAGGCGACAACAGUCUGUAGGCUGUCUGACAUUUUGAGCUCUUUCAUCUCGAACCAGCAUCCUGUUUUGUCCCUGCUCUCUUGCCGUCAUGCUGUGAUCAUUGUGCCGGUGAAGCGUCAGUUCCCAUUUGGCCGUGUUUCCGCUGUAAUGUCACUUCUCUUCUCUUUUUUUCACAAACCGUUACGGUGGAAUUAAAGACAUCGUUCCCCAUUCCUCCCCGCCCAUCCCCUCUCCCUCCCUCCCUCCCUCCCUCCCUCCCUGCCGUUGUCCGUGAUAGCGUUCGUUUCCUAUUUAAUGUGGGGGGGGGGGUGGGUGGACGGUUCUAUUUUUCCUACCACUAUAAUCCGAUUGGACGAUGGAGGACUCACCAUAUGCGCUGUUUUGUAUGCGAUGCACAACGUGCCUCUGUGUGUCGACGGUUCAUGCUUUUUCUGUCUGUUUUGUGGUGUGCGUUUGGGGCGUGCGCGCGUGUGUGUGUGUGCGGCCGCAGCAGCAAGACCACACACACACGCGCACACAUGGAUUUCCAUAGAAGCCAGAAAUGCACACCUUAUUGCAACACAUUCCAUUGUGACAGAGAGCCCCAGCACUCACAACUCGCCGCUCCACAACUGGGGCCCCCUCCUCGCUUCCCUUUUCUCUUUUUUCAUAUAUUCUUUUUUUUUUACACACUUCCCUCUUUUUCGUGGUUCCAGAGAACGAUGUGUUGUUGCUCAAUACGGCGCGGCGCGUUUUUCCUUUUUUUGCUCUCGGUCUCUUUCGUUUUUUAAAGCCUCCUUUUAUUGGAACAAAUUCCUCGGGGGAGUGUAGUUCUGUGGGCCACACUUUGCUUAUUAUGCAAAGCUGAAAGGAAUUGUGCCCCGACAGGGAGGUGCUUCAGCUACAUGUUUGGGGGGGGGGGGGGGGGGGGGGGGGUAGUGAAGGGGAAAGGGGGUGGUUAAUAUCGUGUUGUUGAUUUUUCUGUAUUAGUGGACAACAUCGGAAUGGCCCCUCUGGCCCGGGGAGUUGGUUUUUCUUGGCAGAUUUCGAACGUCCUGUUCCAUGAGGGGAGCCCCCUUUUGGCAUGCCCAGUCUACGCACAUCUGUGUGUGUGUGCGUGUGUGCGAGUGCAAGUCUGGAAACUUUGUUUAUGUUUAUACGUAUAAGUGCCUGUUUGGCUGUAAAAAAAAAAAAGAAAAAAAAAGAAAAAGGUGCGUGUACUGUUGUACUUAUUUUUUCCUGCUACAUAGGUAAACGUUCCGUCUCUUUCCCUGACUGAUAAAUAAAGGUUGUGU
Messenger RNA from Gadus morhua (Atlantic cod), 5934 nucleotides. Its product is annotated as vacuole membrane protein 1. The record is from RefSeq and is a predicted model, not a curated record. The transcript is spliced from 10 exons. The coding region runs from base 709 to 2109 and encodes 466 amino acids. Lineage: Eukaryota; Metazoa; Chordata; Actinopteri; Gadiformes; Gadidae.